Messenger RNA from Centropristis striata (black sea bass), 2160 nucleotides. RefSeq names its product PR domain containing 1b, with ZNF domain (gene prdm1b). NCBI's taxonomy places the organism in Eukaryota, Metazoa, Chordata, Actinopteri, Perciformes, Serranidae. Gene Ontology annotation, molecular function: histone deacetylase binding; RNA polymerase II cis-regulatory region sequence-specific DNA binding; DNA-binding transcription repressor activity, RNA polymerase II-specific. Gene Ontology annotation, cellular component: nucleus; cytoplasm. The transcript has 6 exons. The record is from RefSeq and is a predicted model, not a curated record. Gene Ontology annotation, biological process: cell fate commitment; regulation of transcription by RNA polymerase II. The coding region runs from base 1 to 2160 and encodes 719 amino acids.
AUGAAGCUGGAAAGCACAACGGGAGACAUGAGCGGGUGGAGGGAGGUGGACUUUGUCCUGAACUGCACGUACAUUGUGCCGGACCAGGUGUCGGACCCCAGCUUCAGCCUGCCCAAAGCCAUGACUUCCAUCCCACGCAACCUCACCUUCGAAUACAGCACAGAGAAUGAGGUAACAGGCGUGUUCAGCAAAGAAUACAUUCCUCAGGGGACUCGCUUUGGCCCUCUGCAAGGAGUCAUCUACACCAAAGACAAUGUUCCCAAACAGGCCAACAGGAAAUACUUCUGGAGGAUUUACAGCGGUGGGCAGCUUCAAAACUUUGUUGAUGGCUAUGACGUCCACAGGAGCAACUGGAUGCGUUACGUCAACCCGGCCCGCUCUCUGGCCGAACAGAACCUGGUGGCCUGCCAGAACGGCCGGGACAUCUACUUCUACACCAUCCGACCAGUGGAGCCCAACCAGGAGCUGCUGGUGUGGUACAGCCAGGAGUUUGCCCAGAGGCUCUGCGGCCAGCAGGUCGACAUCAAACAAAAAUACAUGAGUUCUGAUGAAGACAACGAGCAGGAGUACACCAAGCAGCAUCUACCUCAGCAGACAUGGCUGACAGAAAGAACAAAGGAGGAGGUGAAAGAAGAGAGGGAUGAAGACGGAGAGGAGAAGAUUGAUGUGGAGAUGUUGGAAAGAGACACUCCGCCUGACACGCCCGACGACCAGAUCAUGGACUUCAGCAAAAAGGUUGAGAAGGAGGAGAACGACAGAGAUCCAGAAAACCAGGGGACCAUUCCUUCCCCUAAGCCUGAACACAGAGAGCCAAGUCUGGGCUUAAACCACCCGUAUUUACAAGAUCCUCAUGCUGUGCUCCCAUCCCAGCACCGAAAUCUCCCUCUUCACCUCCACGGUCUCUACAGGGAGAGCGUUUCAUCUUACCCCAUCUACCCCCAAUCCAGACCCCUCCAGCCUAAUUACCCGCUCCUUCCUCCCUACGCCCCACACUACCCUCGCCUCCUCCUGCCCUCAUACUCCCCUCCCUUCCCUGGGAUGCUGCCUUCAAGAGGACCCCUCCGAUACAGCAACUAUCUGGGCACAGACGGAGUCCCGUAUCCACCCAUCGGCCCACCUAACCUGCUGCCAGUGUCCCUCCCCUACCCUCCUUCUUCACACGGAGGUCUGAAAGAACUCAAACCAAAUGUGUCGCCACCACGAGGCGCCCCAGCCACCCCAGAACUCUCCCCUCUCCCCAAGCCCGACAGCCAUCAGCAUCAGUCCAUCGAGCAGACUCCCUCUGGGUGCGAUGAAGCCAUGAAUCUAAGCCUGAUGCCGAUCAAAAGCAACACAGCGACGCGCAACGGCCCUGGCCACAAAUCCCUGCCCUACCCACUGCAGAAGCAGAACGGCAAGAUCAAGUAUGAAUGUAAUAUCUGCUCAAAGACUUUUGGACAGCUGUCGAACCUCAAGGUCCAUCUCCGAGUGCACAGUGGUGAGAGACCAUUCCAGUGUAACUUAUGCAAAAAGAGCUUCACUCAGCUGGCACACCUCCAGAAACAUCACCUGGUCCACACGGGAGAGAAGCCACAUGAAUGUCAGGUGUGUCACAAACGCUUCAGCAGCACCAGCAACUUGAAAACACACCUGCGCCUCCACUCUGGGGAGAAACCUUACCAGUGCAAGCUGUGCAGCACCAAGUUCACCCAGUACAUCCACCUCAAACUGCACCGCCGCCUCCACAGCAGCCGAGACCGGCCGUACCGCUGCCAGCUCUGCACCCAGGCCUUCUUCCACCGCUUCUCCCUCCGCAUCCACCAGUGCAGCUGCUGCCUGGCCAACUCCAACGCACCCGUCAACGCACACAUGAAACAGAUGGUGGAGAGGUUUGACGCCAGCCAAGAGGCGGACAUGCUCACAGAGGCGGCAUCGGCGCUGCAGGUGGAGGAAGCGGUGGAGCGCUGGUUGGCUCGUACCUUGGAAGGCGAGGGGAAGGAAGACCAGAAGGAGGCCACCACGCUGCUGAAAGCUCUGACAGCGGCUAUUAACGCACCAGCAAUGGCCACGGCCCAAUCAGCUACACCAACGUCGCACCACAGCUCUCCACUGACCUAUCAGGAGAGGGCCAGCGUUGUUCAUCUCCACCAAAGGCCAACAGUGAAGACAGAAGGACAGUGA